This is a messenger RNA of Penicillium macrosclerotiorum, 702 nucleotides long. RefSeq names its product aminoacyl-tRNA hydrolase. Gene Ontology annotation, molecular function: peptidyl-tRNA hydrolase activity. Lineage: Eukaryota; Fungi; Ascomycota; Eurotiomycetes; Eurotiales; Aspergillaceae. The transcript has a single exon. The record is from RefSeq and is a predicted model, not a curated record. The coding region runs from base 1 to 702 and encodes 233 amino acids.
AUGUCAAUACCUAUUCCCUCCGCCGGCCUUCCAUCCCCGCGCCUUCUCUUUAUCGCCUCAAUUGGCAAUCCUAAACCCUACCUCACCACCCGUCACAGCGCCGGCCACAUCCUCCUCGACGCCGUAUCCCCACUCCUACAUGCUCGCCUCGCACCACCAUCACCACCACCCCCCUUCUCGCAAUACACUACCUAUCGCAGCCCCUCUCUUAUGAACAUCUCCGGUCCCAAACUCGUCAAGGCCCUACGGAAAUGGCUCGCGCAAACGCCACCGCUGACCCCGACCACCCUGGUUUUGCUGCACGACGAGCUUGAGGCCACGUUGGGCCGCGUGCGCGUGAAGCGCGGCGGGCCCGAGGCCGCCUCACUACGCGGCCAUCGUGGCCUGCGCAGCGUGUUCGACAGUCUGCACGGCGCGGGCCUGUGGCCAUCACGCGCGCGCGAGUUCCAGGUGCUGCGCAUCGGCGUCGGCAUUGGGCGGCCGACGGGGAGGGAGAAGGGCGCGGUGGCGGAUUAUGUGUUGACAGAGAUGGAGCCGGGUGAGCUGGCGGCAGUGCGGGGAGCCGCGGCGCAGGUGAUGGAUGUGUUGGAGGGCGAGUUGCUGGGGAAGAGCGAGGGAGGAUUGGAAGGUAGGCGGGUGUCGACGACGUCGAGGCGGAAUGUGAGUGGCAGGGGAGGAAGCUCGCCUGUUGAAGGGGCAUGA